AAGUAGCGAGCAUGCUAGCGUUAGCCGAGCUCCAAGUCAAGUGCGACCAAAACAAACGAUGACGCCCGUGAAAAGGAGCCGAAAAAGGCGUAAAUUAACCACCGGAGUUGAUUUCGCUUGACAGCUGGCGUUGACUUUUGGGUCAUUAAUCAGCUGAAGAUCUUUGCUGGUGGGGAACCCCGUAUUUUGGGGGCGAAUUUAGCAGUUUUUCUAGCUGAAACUACUAACCAUAAUGUACAGCGGCAAUGCUACGUUUUUAUUCGACAGCGUAAACCUCUAAUUUCAUCAAGUUCCUCGAUGUUUUCUGCCUGCGAAGCUUUACAGAACAGAGGCAAACUCGACUUUUGUAAAGAGGUCAAGUAUAAACGGGGAAAAUGCUGCGAGUUGUGGUCCGUACUUGGUGACGUCGAAGCGCCCUUUAACUAACGAGCUAGCUGCGUUGUCAGAAUGAGUUGGUUCAACGCGUCUCACCUGUCCAGCUUCGCCAAACAAGCUUUAACGACAGCGCAGAAGUCGAUUGACCGAGUCCUGGACAUCAAAGAAGAGGACCAAUGGGGUGACACGGUUGUGAUGCCUUAUGACGACACAACAUCCCCUGGGAAGGUUUCAGUGAGUGGAGGAUGGGGUAUGACUCAGUGGGAAGCCCCCGCUGAAGAAAAGGCCACCACUCCUCCUCCCAACUCCGAGGCCAUUACUACUCCCGUCACUCGCACAGUUGUGGAUGAAUCCGAGAACUUUUUCAGUGCCUUUCUGUCACCAGGAGAUGUUCCAGUGGCCAAAGCGAAAGUUGUGUCUGUACCCCCUGCAAAGUCUCAAAGACGAACUCAAGAGACGGAGAAGAGAAGCCAGGGAGCUUUGCUGCAGAUCCAAAAUGAGGAUGGGCCUGCAGAGCCAACAGAACCUACAGAGCAGAGCACUGAGAGUCAGACAGUGGGCGACAGCCAGCCGGAUGAGGCCAACUCCUCACCAGCAGCGCCUUACGCUGAUGCCAUCCUCCUCCAGCCGGUUUCUCCAGUUACUUCCCCUGGUGACCACCCUUUCAGUCCUGACUGUGUGAAGACGGAUGCUGAGUCGGCUCCAUCAGAAUCCAAAACGGAGCCGGAACCAGAAGAUCCACCUGAGCAUCAGGUAGAGACGGAUUCCCCAAACUCCUCUGAGUCUCCUCCUUCUGAAGCUAAAAGCUCUACCCCGACGGAUCCCGCAACCCCCACGUCCACCAAGGAAGCUCUCCCGGGUCAAAAAGACUCCAAACCAGAGGACCGUCAGAACGACACGCCCUCUCCUCCGGUCAGCGCUUUCUCCUCAGGAACCUCCACCACAAGUGACAUUGAAGUGCUCGACCACGAGAGCGUGCAGAGCGAAAGCUCGGCCAGCUCCAGGCAAGAAACCGGCGAGAGCAAAGCCGGGCUUCACCUGAUGCAGGGGUCCUUUCAGCUCCUCACUGCCUCCACCUGCGGGGAUUUCGCUCGACUGGAAGACUAUCAUAAACUCACGGAGAGCUGCGGCUCCUCCUCGGACGCGUUCGAGCGCAUUGAUUCGUUCAGCGUGCAGUCGCUGGACAGCCGGAGUGUCAGCGAGGUGAACUCGGACGACGAGAUCCCCGGGAGCCGGACUCUGGCCUCAGUCACGGCGGGACCCGCUCCCUCAACAGAGACGUCUCUGAAGCAGGAGGAUGUAGCGGAGGAGAACGCUGGCGAGGAGAACGACGGCAAGGAGGAGGGAUACGCCGAGACGGGGAAAGAGCAGUCGCUGGACGAGAUGGAGGAGAGCGGACGGAGCGCCACUCCUGUAAACAGCGAGCAGCCAGACGAGUUGUGCUCUGGUGUCGAUGAUGAUGCGAUGUUUGGUUCUACCUGCAACGAAGAACAAAAGAGCACUCCACCAAUCACAGCAGAGAUGAAAAGUGUCUCACCUGCCCAGAUACUGGAGCUGCAAAAGGUUAUCGAUGAUCUGUCAAGCCGCCUAGAGAAGAGAGAGUCUCAGCUGCUGGCUGUUAGCAAAGACAAGGCCAGGCUGGAGGAGGAGUGUGACAAUUUAAAAGAUGAAGUGAUAAGCCUGAAGGAAGAGAGCUCCACUGUUCAGUCCCUGAAAGACGAGUUCACUCAGCGCAUAGCAGACGCAGAAAGAAAGGCUCAGCUGGCCUGCAAGGAGAGAGACAUCGCCAAAAAGGAGAUCAAAGGCUUGCGAGAAGAGCUUAGUACAAGACUGAACUCGAGCGAUACGAUGGAGCUCAUCAGAGAGAAGGAGGAGCAGAUCCGAGGCCUGCUGGAAGAGGGCGAAAAACUGUCGAAACAGCAGCUGCAACACAGUAACAUCAUCAAGAAACUGCGUGUGAAGGAAAAAGAGUGUGACAGCAGGAUUACCAAGCAGCAAAAGAAAAUCAAGGAGCAAGAGGAGGAGCUUAGGCAUCUGCAGCAGGUUCUAGAUGGGAAGGAGGAGGUGGAGAAGCAGCACAGAGAGAACAUCAAGAAGCUGAACGGUGUGGUGGAGCAGCAGGAGAAGGAGCUGAGCAGGCUGCAGAUGGACGACGAGGAACUGCAGGAAAAAAACAGGAGCCUCCAAGCUGCCCUAGACAGCUCUUAUAAGGAGCUGGCAGAGCUUCACAAGGCUCACGCUAGCAGAGCGAGCGAGGCCGAAGAGGUGGCUCUAAGCAGGGAAAUCCAGGCCAAGGAGGAGCUGAGUUUAGCUCUUGAGAAGGCUAAGGAGGAGGCCAGGAUCCAGCAGGAGGCACUUGCCAACCAGGUGGCUGACCUGAGGAUAGCUCUGCAGAGGACGGAGCAACAGCAGGCCAAGAAGGAAGAUUAUUUGAGGGAGGAGAUCAGUGAGCUUCAGCAGAGACUGCAGGAGGCAGAGACCAGGAACCAGGAGCUCAGCCAGAGCGUCACGUCUGCAACGCGGCCUCUCCUGCGACAAAUUGAGAACCUACAAGCCUCGCUGGGCGGACAAACCGCGUCCUGGGAGAAACUGGAGAAGAACAUCUCCGAUAGGCUAGCGGACGCCCAGACUCAGCUGGCUGUCGCCGUGGAGAAGGAGCGAUCGGCAGCAGAGGAAUUGUUGUCCAUCAAGUCCCAGCUGGCUUCGUUGGAUUCCCAGAAUUCCUUGCUCCGGCAGGAAAAAGCCAGAGUCCUGGCUCAGCUGGAGGCGGAGAAAAGCAAGAGGGAGAAACUGGAGGAUGAGAGCAGCAGGGAGCAUGCGGAACUGACAAAUCUGAAAGGAGAACACGGUCGGAUGCUGGAAGAGGCCAAGAAAGAAAAGCUGCUGCUGACCAACCAGCUGGAGAUGGAAAAGAUGAAGGUGGAGCAAGAGAAGAAGAAAUGCUAUCUCGCACAAGAAGCACUAAAGGAAAAGGAGCGUAAAGCUGUAACACACUCUCUUGGAGAACCGCCAGCGGCUUCCACGCCGUCCUUGUCCCGCUCCAGCUCCGUCAGCGGGAUGGAAAUCGCUGGACUGCACACCUCUGUUCUGUCGCAGGACGACUGUUUGGAUCACUCAAUGGGAACAAUCAGCAUGUCGAUGAGCGGAACCAACCUGUACGAGGCAGCCAGGUUGUCUGGAGGCUCCAGCAUCAUGGAGAACCUCCAGUCUCAGCUUAAACUGAGAGAAGGAGAGAUAGCUCAGUUGCAGCUUGAGAUCGCCAGUUUGGAGAGAAGUCGCUCGGUGAUGGCAGAAGAGCUGGUCCGGCUCACGAAUCAAAACGAUGAGAUGCAGGAGAAAGUGAAGGACAUCCCAAAGUUGAAAAUCCAGCUCAAGGAUCUGGAGCAGAGGCACAACACCAUCCUGCAGAUGUAUGGAGAAAAGGCUGAGGAAGCAGAGGAACUGAGACUGGACCUGGAAGAUGUCAAAAAUAUGUAUAAAACUCAGAUUGACGAAUUACUAAAGAAUCAGAAAUAAAGUAGUUUUACCUGCUUUCCCCUCCUUGUUUGAGCGUAACUCAGUUGUUCAUGUUUGCCACAGAUGCAUUCAAAUAACAGAGAGUAAAAUGUCUAACUUAAUAACUGUGAUUAUUAUUCUUAUUGUUUUUUAAUCUUAUCCACCGUUUUCUUUCCGUUACGAGCUUUAUCGAAUUAAGGACAGAUGUGUGGAGUAAUGUUGCUGAAUAACUAUGAAGGAUGCUCAUGGUAGCUGAUUAACACGUUGAUUUGAAAUCCUUGGCGUAGUGUUGUGGAGUUUUUUGCUGUAUGACGGGGUAAAGGAUUUGCUUGCACUGUACAAAUUUUGUCGGAAUUUGUCCAUGCACAUUCAGGAAGGUUUAAGAACUUUAUAUUAUUGUAUAGAGAAAUGUCAGUAUACUUAAUGUUAUAUAAAUCACAACGCACGGCGUAGAUCCGACGGUAAUCUCUGAGGUGCUGAUGGUUCAAUUUUAAGAUGUGUAAUUAUGUAAAUGAAUAAACAUUUAUUUGGGAGGUGGAAAGAA
Poeciliopsis prolifica (blackstripe livebearer) is the source of this 4414-nucleotide messenger RNA. RefSeq names its product TATA element modulatory factor 1 (gene tmf1). Lineage: Eukaryota; Metazoa; Chordata; Actinopteri; Cyprinodontiformes; Poeciliidae. The transcript is spliced from 17 exons. The record is from RefSeq and is a predicted model, not a curated record. Bases 448 to 3891 code for a protein of 1147 amino acids. Gene Ontology annotation, cellular component: Golgi apparatus; endoplasmic reticulum.